Molecule: messenger RNA, 2288 nt
Organism: Adelges cooleyi (spruce gall adelgid)
Lineage: Eukaryota; Metazoa; Arthropoda; Insecta; Hemiptera; Adelgidae
Product: angiotensin-converting enzyme-like
Exons: 15
Coding region: 153-2126 (657 amino acids)
Biological process (GO): proteolysis
Cellular component (GO): plasma membrane
Molecular function (GO): metallopeptidase activity; peptidyl-dipeptidase activity
Source: RefSeq, a predicted model, not a curated record
UAAACCGUAUUGAACAUAUACUCUCUUCUAGUUUGGUUUUUUUUUCCCGGUGGUUUUCAAAUGUGAACAUUUUGCGAUAACCGUCCGUCCAAAAAGGAUAACUGGCCCGAUCAGUGCGACCAACAUUUUUACCCACGACCGCGGGCUUAACCAUGGAACCGUCGAGUUAUUUCCGGCAUCCGAUUGCCCUGUUAAUAAUUGUUGUCGCCUACUCCGUUCCACGUUCGGUGCAGUUGGAUUACUCGAAAAUUCAGGGUUACAAUACAAACUUAGGUGAAGCGGUACAGUUCUUACGAGAAUGGGAAAACGAGGCUAUAACAAUAUGCAACAGAGUUGCGACCGCUCAAUGGACGUACGCCACUAAUAUUACUGAAUACAAUAAAAAACAUAUGACAGACGAACAAAAGCUACAAUCGAAAUUCAACAGGGUAUCUUGGCGAAAAGCAUCAGAUUUCAUGUGGACUCGGAUAUCGGAUCCUGUUGUGCAAAGGCAAUUGAAGAUAUUGGCACUUAAAGGCCCGUCAAAUAUGCCGGAUAGCAAACUUAACGAGAUACAUACACUCCUCAAUGAAAUGAAGGACAUCUAUGCCAAAACGAAAAUUUGUCCGUUCAGUAAACGAUUGACGUCCUAUUGUGAACUCAGUCUCGAGCCAGAUCUGGUAAGAAUCAUGGCUAAUUCCAGAGACUACGAAGAACUAUUGUACACGUGGAGGACUUGGAGGGACAGCAUUGGACAAGAAAUUCGUCCCAAGUACACGAAAUAUGUAGAGCUAAUCAACCGUGCUGCAAUGGAUAUCGGAUUCGAGGACGCGGGAGAACAGCAAAUAGCCAUGUACGAGAACGCAAACUUCAAAGGAGAGCUGGAAAAUAUAUGGUCAUCGUUGGAGCCCAUUUAUAAACAACUGCAUUCGUUCGUCCGGAGAAAGUUGGUUUCUCAUUACGGAGUUCGAAGGGUUAAACCAGACGGUCCUAUUCCAGCUCAUCUUCUAGGGAACAUGUGGGCACAGAACUGGAAAAACAUCAUCGACCUUGUCAUUCCGUAUCCCGGCAAACGACGGAUUGAUGUAACAGCCGAAAUGCUUCGUCAAGGAUACACACCGUUGAAGAUGUUUCAAAUAACUGAAGAAUUUUUUACAUCACUCGGCCUGAAGGCAAUGCCCGUGGAGUUUUGGCACAACUCGGUUUUCGAAAAACCGUCCAAUCGGCCAAUUUCGUGUAAAGCGUCUGCGUGGGAUUUUUGCGACAAACAUGAUUACAGGAUAAAGCAAUGCACCGAAGUGACGAUGGACGACCUGUUCUCGACCCAUCACGAAAUGGCACACAUUCAAUAUUACCUUCAUUAUGCGGAUCAACCGUUUCUGUUCAAAGACGGUGCAAACGCGGGAUUCCAUGAAGCGCUCAGCGACGCCAUUAUCCUUUCGGUGUCGACACCGCGACAUUUGCAUAGGAUCGGACUGUUAAACAACAUUACAGACGACUACGAGGCUCAAAUCGAUUUUCUAAUGGAAAUGGCGUUGGAUAAAAUAGCGUACUUGCCUUUUGCUUAUUCAGUCGACUUGUGGCGAUGGGGAGUGUUUUCCAAGGGCCAAGGCAGUAUGAACGCUAGAUGGUGGGAUUUGAAAUUGCUGUACCAAGGAAUCGUUCCGCCAGUGGUUAGGGACGAAAAGAAUUUCGACCCGAGUUCCAAGUACCACGUGAUAGCCGAUGCUCCUUACAUCAAGUACUUCAUCAGCAUCGUGCUCCAAUUCCAAAUGCACAGCGCCUUAUGCACGGCGGCCGGACACGUGGGACCUAUGCACAAAUGUGAUAUAUAUCGUUCAAAAGAAGCCGGUCGUCUACUCAGUGAAGUGAUGGCGUCGGGUUAUUCAAAACCUUGGCCUCAAGUGAUAAAAAUGCUCACCGGUGGACGGACGAGUGCUUUGGACGUACAACCAUUCAUAGAAUACUUUAAGCCUCUCACACAAUGGCUGAUCAACGAAAACAAAGCCGACAGGGUCGGUUGGUCCAGAUCCAACGAAGAUAUCGCUCUUUUUGAAUCGUUAUCGAAAUCCAGUAGCCAGCGGUCAAUCGACAGACACUUGAUGGUAUUGGUGACGUUGAGUUGGUUCAAAAACAUGUACUACUAAGGAAUAUUAAAAAAAACAAUAGCUGUUAAUAAUAAUAUUAUUGUUUUGUAUACCAUUUGUUUGUUAAGUUCAACCGAACCGAUGAAUAAUACAUAUUUUUAUCUCAUAAAAUCGUAACACUAGGGUCUAGACGUAAAAUCCCAUUAUAGGUUUAUUUUUAUA